Coregonus clupeaformis (lake whitefish) is the source of this 1774-nucleotide messenger RNA. Its product is annotated as aldo-keto reductase family 1 member B1. The record is from RefSeq and is a predicted model, not a curated record. Gene Ontology annotation, molecular function: aldose reductase (NADPH) activity. Gene Ontology annotation, cellular component: cytosol. The transcript is spliced from 11 exons. Bases 301 to 1257 code for a protein of 318 amino acids. Lineage: Eukaryota; Metazoa; Chordata; Actinopteri; Salmoniformes; Salmonidae.
CUAUGUUUGUCCUCUGUAGUUGUGCCUUUCUUUUGCUGAAAUCCAUACUUUUUCAAUCAAAUACAACCACCGACUGUUUGCUCAUUGCUGUUGCGCAAAGAUGGCAACUCUGCGCAAAUGCCAAUUGAAUCUCAAUAAGGAAACAGUUGGUGGUUGCUUUUGAUUCACGUUUAUUGAAAAAGUAUGGAUUUCAGCAAACAAAGAAAGGCACGCAACUACAGAGGAUAAACAUAGGUACAAGGGAUCCUCUCCUCUCACAACCCAGCAUCCUAGGAUUGAUACUACAGCAGAUCUUUAAAGAUGACACCCACACCCACUGUAACGCUCAACACCGGGGCCAGCAUGCCUAUCGUGGGCUUGGGCACAUGGAGGGCAGAAGCAGGCAAGGUAGCAGAGGCAGUGAGAGCAGCCAUCUCUGCAGGCUACAGACACAUAGACGGAGCCUACUGUUACCAGAAUGAGGAUGAGGUGGGGGAUGGCAUUCACACCAUGAUUGGCCAGGGGGUGGUGAAGAGAGAGGAGAUUUUCAUCGUCAGUAAGCUGUGGUGUACUCUCCAUCAGAAGUCUAUGGUGAAGGAAGCCUGUCAGAAGACUCUGAGGGACCUCAAACUAGACUACCUGGAUCUCUACCUGAUACACUUCCCUAUGUGUUUUCAGCCUGGUGAGAACCUAUUUCCUAUUGGUGAAGAUGGACAAGUAAUCGCAGGUGACAGCAAUUUCCUGGACACUUGGGAGGGUAUGGAGGAGCUGGUGGAUGCUGGUCUGGUCAAGGCUAUCGGUGUCUCCAACUUUAACAAAGACCAGAUUGAAUCCAUCCUGAACAAGCCAGGCCUCAAGUAUAAACCUGCCAACAACCAGAUUGAAUGCCACCCCUAUCUGACUCAGGAGAAGCUGAUCAACUACUGUCACUCUAAAGGCAUCUCAGUGACAGCCUACAGCCCUCUGGGCUCCCCAGACAGACCAUGGGCGAAACCUGGUGAGCCGGCUCUGCUUGAGGACCCAAAGAUAAAGGCCAUCGCUGAUAAACACAAUAAGACCACAGCACAGGUCCUUAUCCGCUUUCAAAUCCAAAGGAAUGUGAUCGUCAUUCCCAAGUCGGCGACGCCCUCCCGGAUCAAGGAAAAUUUCCAGGUGUUGGACUUUGAGCUGAAUGACGAAGACAUGAAAAUCAUCCUGGAUUUCAACAGGAAUUGGAGAGGAUUCGCUAUGGAAUGGGGCAACAAGCACAAAGACUUCCCUCUGCAUGCAGAGUACUGAAACCUCCAAGUGGAACUGGAACUAAAGACAAAGGACACUGACACGACACCCACAUUCCUAUAAUGUAGUGCCUGUCUUCCUAUCUGUGAAAGACACUGGGGACAUUCAGCGAGAAGUCCAGUAGUUGUAUAUAGAUUCAACCACUACUUUGACAUUGUUCAUGAGAUACAGAGAAGUUCAGUAGGCGAACAGAACGUCCACAGAUAAUGUCAGUGUGUAAUGUAAUAAGUGCCAAAUAGUGUUGCCUUUACUUGUUCAGAGUUUAAACAUGUGGCAUGUUGCAUAGUUGGAAAGUGCCUUUGAAAAGCAUGGCGUCCCUGUGCUCCUCGUUCUAUGAAAUUAUAAUUCAUUACAGUGCUCUUUAGAGAUAUAGCUCAAACAAUAUGUUAACAUUGACAAUUUACACAGUAAAAUGUGACUCAUUCCAGAAUUUCUUGAUGUUCUGCACUAAGAUGUUAUGUAGUUCUACAUAUUUUUAAACAAGAUUCUAAUCCUGAAAUAUACACUUCUAACUGAC